This is a messenger RNA of Bombina bombina (fire-bellied toad), 938 nucleotides long. Its product is annotated as claudin-15-like. Lineage: Eukaryota; Metazoa; Chordata; Amphibia; Anura; Bombinatoridae. The transcript is spliced from 5 exons. Gene Ontology annotation, molecular function: structural molecule activity. Gene Ontology annotation, biological process: bicellular tight junction assembly; cell adhesion. Gene Ontology annotation, cellular component: plasma membrane; bicellular tight junction. The coding region runs from base 1 to 672 and encodes 223 amino acids. The record is from RefSeq and is a predicted model, not a curated record.
AUGUCUGCAGCGUUGGAAAUCACUGGAGUUCUAAUGAGUUUGGCUGGAAGUGCAAUUACUGGAGUAGCUUUGACACACAAUGAAUGGAAGGUAUCCACUGUGCUUGGUAGUGUUAUCACAUCCUCCAACUUGUAUGAGAACCUAUGGAAGAGCUGUGCAUCAGACAGUACUGGAGUUACCAAUUGCAGGGACUUCGAUUCCAUGCUAGCUUUACCGGCUUAUAUACAAGUAUGUCGAGCGCUAAUGAUCUUUUCACUCGUCUUGGGAUUCUUCGCUUGUAUAUUGUCCUUGCUUGGACUGAAAUGCACCAAAUUUGGAAGCAACGAUGAAAACAGCAAAGCUAAAAUAGCGCUAUCAGGAGGAAUUUUGUUCAUUAUAGCAGGUCUCUGCUGUCUCAUACCCGUCUCGUGGUACGCUGCCAUGAUCACCGCACAAUUUUUUGAUCCACUCUAUGGUGGAACUAAGUAUGAACUUGGUCCUGCGUUGUAUAUCGGAUGGGCAGGAUCUCUUCUGGCAGUUCUUGGUGGCUCCUUGUUGUGCUGUUCAUGCAAGAAAGUUAAAAAAACAUCCAUAAAAGGAGCGUACAAGUACAACAAUUCAGGACCUGAAAGUGAAUUUACACAGUUCAGAGAGAGAAAGGAAAUGCCUCUGUCCGCCAAAGCUUAUGUCUAACAACUGUCUGGUCGCUACCGUUAGUGGAUGAUAAACUGUGAACAGUCUAGAGAUAUACCUGUUAUUAAAAGAAAAUGACAAAAAAUGAAGUAAAGGUCUUUAUUGUGUAAAGACUGCACUGCCAUGCUUCUCCUAUACAAAAUGCAGUGCUUCAUGUAUGCUUAAUCCCCUGUUUUAUAUAUUUCAUGUGUUUUUGUAAUGCAUAUCUUUAUUUUGUUACGGAGCCUGUAACACAAAGAAAUGUAAAUGACAAUAAAAGCAAUUUA